AUGAUCAUUACAGUGAGUUCGGCGAUAGUGGAGGUAGGUUUCUACUGUCGGAAAGCAAAGGAGCUCCCGAACGAUUAUGAAAAAUUCGUCAAUGAUCCAACAUCGAAGGGAACAAUUCUCGUGGCUUUUGGAUCAAAUAUCAUUUGGGACUAUGCACCGCCGGAUAUUAUGGCAGCAAUGUUGGGAGCUAUCAACCGCUUGAGUGAUUACAGGGUUGUGUUCUCCUACAAUGGCAACAUGGAACGCGUGCGAUUUCUUGGCAGCCAUGUUAAAGUCAUUCGUUGGGCUCCACAAAAAGAUGUCCUUUCACACAAGAAGACUGUCGUCUUCGUUAGCCAUGGAGGAUUGAAGAGCAGCGUAACAUUUUGCCGCGAUCAUUUCUUCAUAGGUCCGAAUUCCACUCGAGAUGAUCUGAGUUUAACUGAGGAAGUGCUUAACCUUUUCUAG
Messenger RNA from Haemonchus placei, 447 nucleotides. Lineage: Eukaryota; Metazoa; Nematoda; Chromadorea; Rhabditida; Trichostrongylidae. The record is from the annotation of a GenBank genome assembly.